Messenger RNA from Protopterus annectens (West African lungfish), 2506 nucleotides. RefSeq names its product 1-acylglycerol-3-phosphate O-acyltransferase 3 (gene AGPAT3). NCBI's taxonomy places the organism in Eukaryota, Metazoa, Chordata, Ceratodontiformes, Protopteridae. The record is from RefSeq and is a predicted model, not a curated record. Bases 453 to 1583 code for a protein of 376 amino acids. The transcript is spliced from 12 exons. Gene Ontology annotation, molecular function: 1-acylglycerol-3-phosphate O-acyltransferase activity. Gene Ontology annotation, cellular component: endoplasmic reticulum; endomembrane system.
UAACUGUUCAAUGUUGGCACAAGAGCGUCGAGGAUGCAGUAACUGAAUAGUACAGAUGUGCAGUCUGAAGCUUGUGUCAGUGCUGAAUGACAAGGAUGUCAUCUAACAGUACAUGUUAAGAUUGUGUCUAAGUGCUAUAUUAGCGAAACGCACAGUUUUAGAUUUUGGUUUGGGAUUAUCAGAAGUCAGCAAAAGGAGAGAAUUUCAGCCAUCAUUGGAAGAUUUGCUAUUAUUUCCUUGGCAUCUGCAUCAUUUGAGCUUCCAUUCAACUUCUUACUGUGCAGCACCCUGAACAUGCUAGGACUCCAUAGAAUGUAAUUUUGAUGCCUUUCAGUGACUAAAGUGCUACUUCAUCCAUUUUCUAUUUACCUGAAGAGAGCGAGAGAGACAGUUUGCAAUUGACUGUGAUUCUGAGUGAGGGGCCUUGCAAGCGUUUCUGAUUGUUGUGUACAAUGGAUUUAAUUGCAUACCUGAAGACCCAUUUUAUAAUUCACCUCAUCAUUGGGUUUGUGUUCUUAGUGAGUGGACUAAUCAUUAACUUCAUUCAGCUAUGUACAGUAGUCAUCUGGCCAUUAAACAAACAACUGUACCGCAGAAUCAAUUGUCGCCUUGCCUAUUCACUCUGGAGCCAAUUGGUAAUGCUUCUGGAAUGGUGGUCAGGCACUGUUUGCACAUUGUUCACAGACCAGGCCACUAUAGACAAGUUUGGGAAGGAGCAUGUAAUCAUCAUACUAAAUCAUAACCAUGAAAUUGAUUUUCUGUGUGGCUGGACCAUGUGUGAACGCUACGGAGUCUUAGGGAGUUCAAAAGUCCUGGCUAAAAAGGAAUUGUUAUAUGUUCCACUGAUUGGCUGGACAUGGUACUUCUUGGAGAUAGUUUUUUGCAAGAGAAAAUGGGAAGAAGACAGAGAUACAGUGAUUGAGGGGCUCAGGCUUCUUGCAGAUUAUCCUGAAUAUAUGUGGUUUCUCCUGUACUGCGAAGGGACUCGGUUUACAGAGAAAAAACAUCGAAUUAGCAUGGAAGUAGCUGAAUCCAAAGGCCUGCCAAAGUUAAAGCAUCAUUUGUUGCCUAGAACAAAAGGUUUCACCACUGCAGUCCAGUAUCUCAGGGGAACAGUUUCAGCCGUGUAUGAUGUAACAUUAAACUUCAGAGAAAACAAGAAUCCAUCUCUGUUGGGAAUUCUUUAUGGAAAGAAAUAUUAUGCUGAUAUGUGUGUAAGGAGGUUUCCCCUUGAAGAUAUUCCAGAUGACGAGAAGGAGGCUGCAAAAUGGCUUCAUAAACUUUAUCAAGAAAAGGAUGCCUUGCAAGACCAGUAUAUAGCGGAAGGUAAAUUUCCUGGACAGGAGUUUAAGCCUCGUAGAAGACCAUGGACUAUUCUGAAUUUCCUCUUCUGGGCUACCCUAAUCCUUUCUCCUCUGUUCAGGUUUACCUUUGGAGUUUUUGCAAGUGGGUCUCCACUAAUGAUCAGUGCAUUCUUAAUAAUUUUUGGAGCAGCAUCAUUUGGAGUUCGUAGACUUAUAGGGGUAACUGAGAUUGAAAAGGGAUCUAGUUAUGGAAACCAGGAAUUUAAGAAGAAUGACUGACACUGCUGGUGUAACAUCAAUUUUAACCAAAUGCUGGUAACUGGAAUAUAUUUAAUAACACUUUAGAAAUUUUAAAGUACUGACAAAUAACAAGAAACUCCGGAAUGUGAACUACUGCAGAAGUCUUAACAUUAUGUGGAGAUUUAGAGAUGAAAACGGCAAAUAUCAGUGAAAAGAAGCUUUGGAGGAAAUUACUGUGAAAAAGAAGAAAAGCAUGCUGUCAUAAAAUACAGUCUUUUGUUUUAUCAGAUUUACCAGAAAAAUUCAGGUGCAUCUAAACUUCAGCAUGAGCAUAAUUAUUGUCCAUAGCUAAUCAAAUGCUUAUCAUUUCAAGAGUUACUAUGUAGGGUUUGUUUGUGUUUUCCGUAUCAGAGUUAUCAGGCACAGUCUGAAUGUGUGAAUUGUUUACCCGAAGAAUCAACAUAUUUUUCUCACUGCUUUGUUUUAUUUUUAGUGUUUUUAAUAUUCUGUAUUGCAUUAUGCAGGUAAGAUUUUUUAACAUACUUUUUUUAUACUUUAGAUUAUGACAUUGGUAGGUAGUAGUGGUCAGCAAUUUAUUUAAUUUAAGUGGAAAGGCUUAGAAUCCUUACUUCUUCCCCAAUAGUUUUUUUGUCCAUCUAGUUGUUACAACUCUGACAUUUUCCUGUUCCCCAACUAUGUUUAUUUAACUGUUAACUUUAUCAUGAAAUGCAUUUUAAAACAAGAAAUACCUCUUCAGCUUUGCUUAAGAACAUUUAACCUCUGCAGUAUUACUUGCCCUUUAUUUUACAAAGCAUUUUAACAAAAUGAAAACUAGCUGUUUCAUAAUAAAUGAACAAAGUUUAAUAUUUGUAUAGAGUCACGGCUGGAGCCUGCCAAAUAAAUAGCCAUUAGUGAAUAAGCAGUAACAAAAUAUAAUGGCAAUAAAACAAGACAAAUUAAAA